UCAUCAUCACCAUUAUUAUGAGCUUCGCUGUGCAGUCUGUCUGUCUAUAUGCCUCAUCUUCUGCUUAUUUCUCAUCUCCCAUGAAGUAUUUUAAAAUCGAACAUAUUCACACGAUAUUUAUUGGGUUCUGUCUCUCUGAGAGGUUCAUAAUCUGAGAGAUUGGGGUAAGAAUAACCGAAACAGCAUUUAGACCAUUUUAAACGUUAUUAAUUCAACAAAUAAGACGAGAAAUAGAGCUGUUAUUGUCUUCUGGGCGUUUUACUGCAUUUUCGGACCUGGCAGUGUUGUUAUUGUUAAUCAUCCACAGGGACAAAAGCACCAGCUGUGACAUGGGAUAUGUUUAGAGAUGGAGAAACACAAGAGUUCUAGUGAAGAGGACAGUUCUGGGGAGAGAGGUCUGCUCCAUAAGUGGAGAGGAUAUUCCUACAGCACCACACCAGAUAGGGUGCUGCUCUCCCGGCCGGUGCUCCAGGCUGCCCUCGGGGCUAGACAUGGUGUUCUGCUUGUAGAGGGGGGACAAGUCUACAGUUUUGGUGAGUUGCCAUGGAAGCAAACCCAAGGGUCAUCAGUGGCAGCUGAGCCCAUUCUGGAGGCGGUGCUUAGUGAACAACGUGUAGUUUUUGUGGCAGCUGGCUCCGCCCACAGCGGAGUUGUAACAGAGGAUGGAGGUGUGCACAUGUGGGGAGAAAACAAUCAUGGCCAAUGUGGCCUAUCAGGACUCUCUGUUAUCCCUAACCCCACCCCUGUGGGAGUGGUUGACUCUGAGACCAUGCCUUCUCAGACAGUGAAGAUCCAGGAGGUAGCAUGUGGGGAUGAGCACACACUGGCUCUUUCAGCCAUGCACGAAGUCUGGGCUUGGGGGAGCGGCUGCCAGCUGGGCCUGAACACCUCAACUUUUCCUGUCUGGAAGCCCCAGAAGGUGGAGUACCUGGCUGGAAGGCAUGUUCUGCAGGUGGUCUGUGGAGCCUCUCACAGCCUGGCUUUAGUGCGCUGUCUCCCCGCUCCACAGGAACCUUGCAAACCCCCCCCAGACAAGUGUGGCCAGUGCCAUCAGCUGCUCUACACAAUGACAGACAAGGAGGACCAUGUUAUCAUCUCUGAUGGCCAUCACUGUCCACAAUGGGUUGAGCUUGAGAACACUGAGACUAAAUCUGGCUUAGAAGGUAGCCCAGAUCAGGGGUCACUGGGUAAGACCGGUAAAAACUCUCUCUUGGAACUUAGUGAGAUUCCAAAAUCACCUACCUCAAGCACCAACCCUGCAUCUACGCCUCCCUCUUCAAGCACACCUGCUUCUGAACCUCAAAAUCAGCCACCUGUAUAUGGCCAAGAACCUGCAGAUCUAUCCAUAACAGGCUUAAACGAGCCUGAAGAUCCAGUCAUUAAUGGAGAGGCUUGUGUUGAAGCCUCAGAGACCAGCAACUCUGAGCCGGACUGUUGUAAGGCCUCAAGUGGGUCUGUGUUAGGAACAGGGAUGAAGUCCUCUCCAUACCCCGAUGAGCAGGCGGUGAAGGCCUACCUGAAGAGACUCUCUGAUCACUCGCUGCCAGAGCACACAGCCAAGACCUCCAGUACGCUUCACUCUGCUCAGCUCUCUGGUGACCCUGCUGAUGCUUUCACAUGUAACCCUUUGAUUCCGGUUGCCCAGUCUGUGACUCCAAUGGGGUCAGCGCUAAAUAACCUAGUGGUGUCAUGUGCGUCUGCUGUUGGGGAACGUGUAGCAUCCACAUAUGAGGCGCUUUCUCUGAGAAAAGUGAUUGGUUACUGGGUUCCAGGAGAGGGGCGUGAGCGUGUUGAGGAGAGACUGCGUCAAGAGGAGCCCAUGCAGGGGAAGAAAAGCUCUAGCCUGGGGGACAUUCGUGAGGAGGAGGCGGAGCUUAGCCGUCGCCUCUCUCUGCCUGGCCUGCUCUCUCAGGGUGUCCCAUCUAUUGCUGUUGCCAUGGUUAUAGACAAUGCAGAGCCUCAGGUGAAGGCAUCGUCUUCCACUGCAGCGACCGAAGUGUCUCCUCGUCUUUUGCGACGGACGAGCCGUCCCCGAAUGCGGGCUGUUCCGCUUGCUUCAGGAGGCGUACCUGAGGCCGACACCCACUUGCCCUCCUUGCAGACAGAAGUGUGGAGCUGGGGGCGGGGCCAGGAAGGGCAGCUCGGACAUGGAGACCUCGUUCCCAGAGCGCAGCCCGUCUGUAUUAAGAGUCUGAAUGGUAAAGAGGUGCUGAGAGUGGCUGCAGGUGCUCAUCACUCUCUCGCCCUUACAGCACAAUCACAGGUAUUCUCCUGGGGCUGUAACACCUCUGGACAGCUGGGACACAUGGAAUCACCCACCACUUUCCCCCACUUAACCAAGCUGUCAGAGGGGAUUCGUGUCUGGGAUAUAGGGGCGGGGCAACAGCACACUCUCCUAUUGGCUGAUGGAGAUUGCAUCCAGCCAAUCCUGUACUACAGUGGGCAGCAGGUGAAAGAUGAGGUGGAGCAGAUGGGAGAGGAGCAAACUGGGGAGUACACACAGCAGCCUGUGCUGCUCCCCUUUUGUAUGAAUCUGGGUUAUGUGAGCAGUGUGUGCGCGGGUGGACAGAUUUGCGCGGCAUUGGCGGACCGUAAUGUAAUGGGUUUUAUUGCCAGUCUGCAUGAGCUGGUGGCCACAGAGAGAAAAUACUACUGCAAGCUCAGCAAUAUCAAGAGACUCCUGCUCCAACCACUGCUCAAACUGGACUCUUUAAGCUCCACCCUUGGUCAGUCCUCUGCAGGGCUGCUGCAAAAUCUGAUUGGACGAUUGAGUCGACUGUCUCAGCUAACGGGUCAAAACUCUGCCUUAUUGAGCUCUAUCCUGCGGCGCUCGCGUGAUAUCCGAGGUCUUGCUCUUCUUGACGAUGCACAACUGUUCCUGGACAGUUAUUCAGAGUACUGUACUGCAGUUUGUGAUCUCUUAGUCAUGGGGGGAUUUCAGGCACUUGUCAAACCUUGCAAUGAUGUGUUUGGGAAGGGGGCGGAGGUUGUUCAGAGGUUGUCUGAGUGCUCUGAAGAGGGUUUGCCCAUAGCUGAUAAUCUGGCUCAUCUAUUUUACCUGCCUUUAAAGCACUUGCAUGAAUAUGGACGACUGCUGCUCAAACUGGCUACCUGCUAUGAAGUGCACUCUGUGGAUUAUCAGAAGCUUCAAGAUGCCAGCUCCAAAUACGAGUCAAUGGCUCUUCAUCUGAAGAGGAGGAGGAAGGACGCAGAGUACACACUCCAUUUCUGGAAGACCUUUCCUGGAAAGAUGACCGACUCCCUCCGGAAGCCGUCUCGUCGGCUGAUCUGUGAAAGCAGUAAUAAAGCUUUGAGUCUUCAGAACGCAGGGCGUUUUUCCGUCAACUGGUUCAUCCUCUUUAACGAUGCGCUCGUCCAUGCACAGUUUUCCACUCAUCACAUCUUCCCAUUGGCUACGCUGUGGGUGGAGCCUAUUUCUGAGGAAAACACUGGCCUGUAUGGUUUAAAGGUGACAUCACCAGAGGAGAGCUUCACUCUGAUGACCUCCUUACCAGCUGAAAAGGCAAAGUGGCUUCGUUCUAUAAACCAGGCGGUGGAGCAGGCGCUUGGUGGACAGGGGCAUGAUGGGAUAUCUCCUUCCGCAGGGUUGACGCAGAGAGUAGACCCACCUAUUUCACGCACGGCAUCGUACACGUUCUACAAAGAGAGUCGGCUCAAGGAGGCCAUGUACGAGGGACGAUGGGUCUCGGGAAAACCCCAUGGGCGGGGCGUGGUCAAAUGGCCAGAUGGAAGAAUGUACACGGGGACAUUCAAGAACGGCCUUGAAGAUGGUAUUGGAGAGUAUGUGAUACCAAACAAAAACCUGAACAGUUUUGAUCAUUACCAAGGGCAAUGGAAAGAUGGAAAGAUGCAUGGCUUUGGAACGUUCAAGUACGCUUCCGGUGAAGUUUACGAGGGCUUGUUUCAAGAUAACUUGCGUCACGGUCAUGGGAUGUUGAGUAGUGGAAAACUGAACUCCUCUCUCAGUGUCUUCAUUGGCCAAUGGCAAUACGACAAGAAAUCUGGCUAUGGCAUUUUUGAUGACAUCACCAGAGGGGAGAAAUACAUGGGUAUGUGGCUGGAUGAUCAGCGUCAGGGGAAUGGAGUUGUUGUUACACAGUUUGGCCUUUACUAUGAAGGUGCAUUCAGUAACAACAAGAUGAUGGGCACUGGUGUGUUACUCUCUGAAGAUGACACCACAUUUGAAGGGGAGUUUUCAGAGGACUGGACUCUAAGUGGAAAGGGUGUGUUGACGAUGCCUAAUGGAGACUACAUUGAAGGUUCUUUCAGUGGGGUUUGGGGCACCGGACUAAAGAUCUCCGGUUCCUACUACAAACCCAGUCUCUACGACUCGGACAAGGACACGCCUAAUGCACUUAAGCUGGGCAGGAUAGCGGUCCACUCUGAGGAGAAGUGGAAGGCUGUGUUUGUUGAGUGCUGGAACAGUCUGGGCUGUGACUCUCCUGGACUGGGACAAACCAGUAUAGCAUGGGACAACAUCGCCAUAUCACUCACUGCUAACAGGAGACAGCAGAGAGACAGUCCAGAGUUGCUGAGUCGCUCUCAUCAUAAAACACUGGAGAGUCUUGAGUUCAUCCCACAGCAUGUGGGUCCUGUUACAUUAGAGGUGUAUCAUACAAUCCGCCGGUACCUUGUCAAGGCAUGUGACACCCCGCUGCAUCCUCUGGGUCGGCUGGUGGAGACGUUGGUUUCGGUGUACCGUAUGACUUAUGUUGGUGUUGGAGCAAAUCGUCGAUUACUUCCCCAGGCCGUCAACGAGAUCAAGUCCUAUCUCUGUCGCAUCUUCCAGCUUGUCAGGUUCCUCUUCCCUGAUUUGCCAGAGGAAGGCUGUUCACUGGCCGAGCCUCCUAAAGAGAAGAGUGACUCAGACACCCCUGGGAAGCAUCCGGGGUCUCCUAAACCUGGGUGUGUGGUCAGCAGCUCUGCUCUGCUCCUUCCGGUACUUUUGCCACGUCUCUAUCCUCCUCUCUUCACUCUCUACGCUCUAGAUAAAGAGAAGGAGGAUGAUGUGUACUGGGAGUGUGUGUUACGACUCAACAAACAACCAGACCUCGCAUUGCUCGCCUUUCUUGGGGUUCAACAGAAAUUCUGGCCUGUGACUGUUACUGUACAUGGAGAAAAACAACAGGUCAUAUCAAGCACUAAGGACGCCUGUUUUGCCUCAGCGGUUGAGACACUACAACAAAUCAGCACAACUUUCACGCCUUCAGAUAAGCUCCAGGUCAUCCAGCUGACCUUUGAAGAGAUAACCCAGGUUGUACUUGCACUCCUGAAACAAGAUUUCCUGUGGUCUAUGGAUGACCUGUUUCCUGUCUUCCUCUUCGUUGUUUUGCGUGCACGUAUAAGGAAUCUGGGGUCAGAGGUCAGCCUGAUUGAAGACCUGAUGGAUCCGUGUGUACAACAUGGAGAGCACGGAAUCAUGUUCACCACGCUCAAGGCAUGCUACUAUCAAAUCCAGCAUGAGAAGGUCACGUAAUGAACGGUUUCUUCAAACACCUCUGGAAUGACUGACAAACAGACCAGCCAAUCAGAUUGUUCCAUCUGUGGAGGACCUAACGUGUGAUGAGCCAGUCACAUUGUGUGCCUGGUCCACAAAGCCCAGGGAGGGUGAUACUGCCGACUGGCUGAUUGGCCCAUAGUCACGCCAAACCAUCCAGAUUUCUGGGGAAGUUAGUCUUUGGUUGUGGCAAGGAUUUGAUUUUUUCAUCUAUACUGCAUCUGAAACGAUUCUAACAUUUAUUCUUUCAUUUUUUGUCCUUCCUCACUUAGUUUACUAUUACACUACUACCAAGAUGAUGUAACAUGAUUUACAUCCGGUAUGAUUAUAUGGUUUAUUCAGUGUUUCACUGGCUCAAAGUUAAAGGGUCAAUUCCACAGAAUGAAAGGAGCUUAACAGAGCAAUGACAUCAGCCGGUAUUGACUAUCUAUGAAGUUAUCAUGGUUGCCAUCUACCUCUGUCUUUGAAGUAAACCACCUGUUAACCGAAAUUGUUCCUGAUAGUAUUAGAUCAUUCAAUGCAAUGAGCACACUGCCUUGGACCUCAUUCAUGCAUCCAUUCGUAAAAAUGCAACAAGAUACGUGUCGUCUUGAUAAAUGACCAUGAAAAAAUGGCAAGACAUGGACUGUGGUCCCACAAGCAGAUUUGUGUUCAAAUAUCUGCCUGACAUCUGAUCUAUAUGGAAUACAAUUGGUGGGCUGUUUUAUCUAUUUCCAUGCACAGAAUUGAUGACCUGCUUUAUUCUAUAUAAAUCUGUGCUUCUUAUUUCGAUUGAAUAUUGUUGUAACAGCUGACUCUAAAGUGUGUAGAUCAUUCUCUAUGCAGUCGCAUAGUAUGUUUUGUGUUCAAAUGACUUUUUCCAGUUGCAGAUGACUUUCAAGCGUUCAUUCCAUAUAACAUUUGGAAUUGUUUCAAACCAUGGGUGUUUAAUGUGAGGGUGGAGUAUAUUAGGGUCAGGUGCUCGCAUGUUUUUGUUAACAUUCAGAAUCUGCGAAAGCAGGACGAAUGUUUUGAGGUCUUGCUCCCAUGCGCCGCAAUGCUCAAGCAAGGGCGUAGAUUUGGCUUGAACAUUGGGGGGAAUUCAGCAUGAACCAUUUAUAUUUUUCCAUUGGGGGGGUGUUGUACUUGGUUUUUAUUAUUGGGGAGGUUACCUUCCCCCAUCCCCCCAGAAUCUGCACCCCUGUGCUCAAGAUUUGCAUGUUUAACUAAUUUUACUACGAGAUCUGCUUUCUACCAAUCCCAGUGUUUGUGUAAAGAGCCACUAUUAGCAGAAAGUUCAUCAUGAAGCACAAGCACUGUAAUAUUUAUUGCUGAAACUAGUACUUAUUUCUUAACACUACAAUGGGUUGUUCAUCUAAAAUGAAAAUUCUGUCACAAUAUACUCACCCUCAUGUUGUUCCAAACCUGCAUUAAUUUGAGAAAUUUUAGUGAACAUGCCAUUUUGUCUCUCCAACACAUCACACUGGUACAAAAUCAGUUAAAAGCUUAAAAAAAGUGCCUAAAAGUAUCAUAAAAGUAGUGCGAUUCGUCAUAUUCCAAGUCUUCUGAAGGCGUAUGAUAGGUUUUGGUGUGAAACAACCCAAAAUGUAAUACAUUUUUCAAUUAAAAUCGUAUUGUUCAUUACGCGUUCACUGUAGCCGUUCACAGUACAGUAUCAUGUAUAUUCAAAAUACUUUGAAUAUGAUGAAAGAGUUGCGUGGACUACUAUUAUGAUGCUUAUUUCUGUCUUUUUUUAAGCUUUAAAUUGAGUCACUAUCAAAUGAGAUUGUAUUGAAAAGGAAGACCAAGAUAUUCAUUGAAACGUGUGUUCAGUAUUGGAAAGAAAGACAUAUGGGUUUGGAAUGACAUGAGGAUGAGUAGAUGACAUACUUGAAAUUUUUGGGGGAACUAUUCCUUUAAGAAUUCUGAAAAGUGCCUCUGACAGUGUUAUGGAUGUUUAUCAUGGUGUCACUAUACCCAGCAAUAGCUACAGUACGAGUUGAGUGUCAAGUUUUUAUCGCAAACAGACUAAUGCAAAUUCUUUUAUUGACUUUUGUUUUAUUUAUUUGAUGGUUAGGUCUGUGUGCAGCUAAAAUAAUCUGAGUGGUGCAGAUAAUCUGCAGGGCAAUUCACACACAGAGCAACAUAAGGACAAUGACAUGAGAAGUGGCUCGGAGUGAGUUUGAAUAAAUGGUUGGAAAAUCCAUCCCAAGGAUCAGAGAUCUGGAUUCCGACAUCUGAGCUGUGUCUAAUCGGACAAACUCUGUGAAACGGUUACGGCAAAGAACUGGAUGUUUAUUUACAUCCAUUGACACUUGAAAUGUUGCAUGAAUAUCAUGAUUGUACUUUUGGUACAGGAAGUCAACAGUGUAGACUUUUUCGUCUGCUGAGCCAAAGUACCCACAUUAACCUUAAUGUGUCGCACGUUAAUCUGAAUGUGCGUCUAUGUAAAGUAUGUAUGAUGUUUUUGUGUAAUUUGUUUCUUUUAUUGUUCAAGCUGUUUACCGACUCAUAGUUCAAAUGGAAGGCAAUAAACUGAUGAAUGGAA
Messenger RNA from Xyrauchen texanus (razorback sucker), 8045 nucleotides. RefSeq names its product alsin-like. Lineage: Eukaryota; Metazoa; Chordata; Actinopteri; Cypriniformes; Catostomidae. The record is from RefSeq and is a predicted model, not a curated record. Gene Ontology annotation, molecular function: guanyl-nucleotide exchange factor activity. The coding region runs from base 347 to 5497 and encodes 1716 amino acids. The transcript is spliced from 36 exons.